Messenger RNA from Synchytrium microbalum, 1470 nucleotides. RefSeq lists its product as uncharacterized. Gene Ontology annotation, cellular component: cytosol. Bases 1 to 1470 code for a protein of 489 amino acids. NCBI's taxonomy places the organism in Eukaryota, Fungi, Chytridiomycota, Chytridiomycetes, Synchytriales, Synchytriaceae. The record is from RefSeq and is a predicted model, not a curated record. The transcript has 8 exons. Gene Ontology annotation, biological process: cellular response to L-arginine; regulation of intracellular signal transduction.
AUGGGCUCUAUCACGAUCUCUGGUAGCAGGCUGCAGUUCAUUACCUUUCCCAAGUCUCAGCUACCAUCUAUGGUAUACGCUAUUAUUAAAAAUGUAUUUUUUCGAAGGCCAGAUACAUUCUUCUCUUAUACAGAAAACAGUCUUGAAGUAUCGAUCAUUGCAGAUGUCGAGACAGUUCGAGAGGAUUUCCCUCGUGAAAAGAGUUUCAAAGGAUAUCUCGUAAAUAAGCACGUGUUUCGAGCACUGCAAUUGGAUUCCGAAGGAGGUCUCGACAACUCCGGAAAGCGCAUUCUUGAGCUGACUGCACCAUUGGCCAAAGCUGGCAUAUCCAUCUUUUAUCUAUCUACAUAUCAGACUGAUUUCAUCUUUGUCAAAGAACGACGAUUACCUCAAGUCAUUCAAGCAUUACAAGCUAGUGAUUUCACAAUAGCAGAUUUGGAUUCCAUAGAUUUAGAUAUCGACACCGCAUCAACUGUAUCAUCAUCCGUACGAUCAACACACUUCUACGGCCACAUGAGAGAAGAUACUCCUUCAGGAGUCAACCUGAUGGGAACGAGUAUAACCAGCAACCCCACAACACCUCUACCAAACAGUUUCUCUCACUCUGCACCAAUCACGAUUCGCCCUAGUCUGGCGUCAGGAUCUAGAACGGCUCGUGUUGGAGGAGAACUUUUUGGAACACCGUUAGGCAAUUCGUUUUUUAAUGAAAGGUCUACGCCUCGUCCGCCUGGAGGCGCGAAAGAAGAUAUGAUGACUACUGUCAGGAGGCUUGGACGAAAACUCGUGUUGGGCCAUAUGUUGAGAUUGGUUGGUCUCAGUAGGGAUCAUAUUGAUGGUUGGGCAAUGAAGCUGAUUCGGAUUUUGUUUUAUCCUGGCAACAGCAAACAUGAUUCGGAGACACGAUUUUUCUCAUAUACGGCCACAGAAGAAGGAAUAUCUCUGGUAGCUGAGGAAGAAAUAUUGGAUGAGUUCCCUGAAAACGCUUUGAAUUCCAGCGCUACACCAUGGUCCUUACGCUGUAUCCAAGUGGAUUUGGGAAACUUUCAGUCUGAUCCAUCUGGUAUUGUAUAUUCUAUGAGUGAACCGUUAUCAGCUGGUGGAAUCAAUUUGCUGUAUCUGUCAACGUACAUGACUGCAAACGUAUUAGUAUCAUCUCAUGAUCUGGACAAUGCAUUAUCGCUUCUCAAUGUCGACGAGUUACCUACGCCUCCAACAGAUGAGGUUUCUUCAACAAAUGGAAACACCCCACUUCCCUCUAUAUCUCGACGCAAUAACAAUGUUGGUACAGUCUCUGAUGUUGAAGCUGACGACGAAGGGGAAGUUUCAGACGGACCAAGUCAGGCGGGUAAGAAAUCCAGUCAUAAGAGUAGUAGUGCUGGACUUGAUGAGGAUGAUUUGGCAGAACGACAUCUUGAGAACUUUUUGGACUCGGAUUCGGAUAAUGAGGCUGAUGAGGCCGAUUCUUCAUAG